This is a messenger RNA of Syzygium oleosum, 797 nucleotides long. Its product is annotated as protein DESIGUAL 2. The record is from RefSeq and is a predicted model, not a curated record. Lineage: Eukaryota; Viridiplantae; Streptophyta; Magnoliopsida; Myrtales; Myrtaceae. The transcript is spliced from 3 exons. Bases 140 to 649 code for a protein of 169 amino acids.
CCCCCCUCAGGUGGUGUCAACCCUCCAUGCCCCAUGACCUGUCCCUACUUUAUUCUGAUUCUAUAGCUCGUGCGUUCCGUGUAUAAGACUCGGGUGCCGUCGCUCUCACGUCGACCCGCAAUCCGUCCCGCCGACCGAGAUGGCGAAGAACGCGGGGUUCUUGAUCUGUCUGCUGAUCAUGGCCAUGGACGUGGUCGCGGGGAUCCUCGGCAUCGAGGCCGAGAUAGCUCAGAACAAGGUGAAGCAUCUGAAGGUGUGGGUGUUCGAGUGCAGAGACCCGAGCUACCAAGCGUUCAAGCUGGGAGUGGCUGCGUGCGUGCUGUUGGCGCUGGCUCACGCGAUAGGCAACUGGAUGGGGGGAUGCGUUUGCAUUUGGUCCAAGGAGGAUUUGAAUAGAGUCACUGCUAACAAGCAAUUGGCCGUGGCCUCUCUCAUUUUCUCUUGGAUCAUCUUGGCAGUCGCGUUCUCGAUGCUGAUAUUGGGGGCGCUGUCCAAUUCGAAGUCACGGAGGACCUGCGGGCUCGCCCACCACCGGCUCCUCUCGAUCGGGGGCGUGCUGUGCUUCAUCCACGGGCUCUUCACCGUCGCGUACUUCGUGUCGGCUAAGGCAGCAAGGAAAGAAGACCGGCAGAGACAGGGACAUGCCUAGAGUUAACAACAUCGGAUUCCCCACAACUCCAUUCGAUUCUUUCAUGUGUUCUAAAGUUUGCUCCUUUUUCUUUUGGGUUCCUUUUGUCCUUGCCGAAUGUUUUGGAUUCAGAUCGAAGAACGUUUGAUUCUUGAAUUGAUUCUUGGAA